CCAACUAUGAUGAAUUAUACCAGUGGUCAGUGGAGUCCUACUCAGACUUCUGGGCAGAAUUCUGGAAGUUCAGUAACAUCAUCUGCUCUCGCCUCUACGAUGAGGUGGUGGAUACAGCCAAAAGCAUCGCAGAGAUCCCUGAGUGGUUCAAGGGCAGCCGCCUGAACUAUGCAGAGAAUCUGCUGAAGCACAAGGACAAUGACAAGAUUGCUCUGUAUGCUGCAAGGGAAGGCAAAGAAGAAAUCCUCAAAGUUACUUUUGAAGAACUGAGACAAGCUGUAGCUUUGUAUGCUGCAGCCAUGAGGAAGAUGGGAGUAAAAGUAGGAGACAGAGUUGUGGGUUACUUGCCCAACAGCAUCCACGCAGUGGAGGCCAUGCUGGCAGCUGCGAGCAUCGGUGCCAUCUGGAGCUCCACCUCCCCAGACUUUGGCAUUAACGGUGUACUGGACAGAUUUUCCCAAAUUCAGCCCAAGCUCAUCUUCUCUGUUGAAGCUGUCAUAUACAAUGGCAAAGAGCACAACCACUUGGAGAAGCUGCUGAGGGUGGUAAAAGGGCUUCCAGACCUAAAGAAAGUGGUGGUGAUUCCAUACGUGUCCUCAAGAGAAACCAUAGAUAUUUCUAAGAUUCCAAACAGUGUCUUUUUAGAAGACUUCCUUGCCACUGGGAAAGGAGACCAGGCUCCCCAGCUGGAGUUUGAGCAGCUGCCUUUCAGCCAUCCUCUCUUUAUCAUGUAUUCCUCAGGCACCACAGGGGCACCAAAGUGCAUGGUUCACUCAGCAGGGGGUACCCUCAUCCAGCACCUGAAGGAGCACAUUCUUCAUGGCAACAUGAGCAGCAGUGAUGUGAUUAUGUACUACACAACGACUGGCUGGAUGAUGUGGAACUGGCUGGUGUCUGCCCUUGCUACAGGAGCUUCAGUGGUGCUCUAUGAUGGAUCUCCUCUGGUUCCUUCCCCAAACGUGCUCUGGGACCUGACUGACAGACUGGGGAUCACCAUCCUUGGAACGGGUGCAAAGUGGCUGGCUGUGCUAGAAGAGAAAAAUUUAAAACCAUGUGAAACACACAAUCUGCAAACACUCCACACUAUCCUGUCUACAGGAUCACCUCUCAAAUCUCAAAGCUAUGAGUAUGUCUACAAACACAUAAAAAGCAGUGUCCUCCUGGGAUCCAUUUCAGGUGGAACAGAUAUAAUUUCAUGUUUCAUGGGUCACAAUGUUACAGUUCCUGUUUACAAAGGAGAAAUUCAGGCCAGAAAUCUUGGCAUGGCAGUGGAAGCAUGGAAUGAUGAAGGAAAACCAGUUUGGGGUGAAAGUGGAGAGCUGGUUUGCACCAAGCCCAUUCCCUGCCAGCCCACACACUUCUGGAACGAUGAGAAUGGCAGCAAAUACAGAAAAGCUUAUUUUUCCAAAUUCCCAGGUGUCUGGGCCCAUGGUGAUUACUGCAAAAUUAACCCCAAGACUGGAGGAAUUGUCAUGCUGGGCCGCAGUGAUGGUACAUUAAAUCCAAAUGGAGUAAGAUUUGGAAGUUCUGAAAUCUACAACAUAGCCCGCCACGUCCCCAGCCUCAUCCUGGAAACCAAAGGCAUCCCGUAUACAGUAAAUGGGAAGAAAGUGGAAGUAGCUGUGAAGCAAAUAAUUGCAGGGAAAGAAGUGGAGCAGCGGGGAGCUUUCUCAAACCCAGAGGCUUUGGACCUCUACCAAAAUAUUCCUGAGCUUCAAGACUAUUAAAGUCACUGUUUGGGGUUUGGUUUUAUUUUUGUGUCUUUGUUCUGUAUUUGUUUUGUAUAUACCAAUACUGUAUGUAAAGAAAAAGCUCUAUUUAAUACCAGUGGUUCUUUUAAAAGGAAAAAAUAUUUCAUGAAGUGCAUUAUGAAAGGCUUGGGUAAGCUUAGCUCCCUUUUAUUGGUUAAAUAUGCCAUAUAUUUUGGAGUUUUUUUCCAGCCUGGAAGGAGAAACCUGCCUGUUUUGAUUUUUAUAUAUAUGAGUGCGUCUUUUCUGGUUAGAUUUACAUCAGCAGCCCAUCAAAUGGGAGCACCAAUAGUUGCAGAUAGAAUAUUUCUUUCAUAAAAUAUGUGCUUUUUUUUUUUUUAACUGGAUUUUUAGCAACACUUUUCAAUCCCUGUGUUUGUCCCCUGUAAGGGAGUGCACGGUGAUUUUAAAUUGUAACCCCAUGUCCCUGACCCAUGCAGUGUUCUCAGUGCAGUGUGCAUUAAGGUGUUUUUAUGAAGCCAAACCAUAAUGCACCGAACCCAUUUGACUCAGAAUCAUUUCUUGAGGUAGCUGAUGGUACCUUUGGGGGAAAUUGCUGCUCCAUUUUGUGCUGCAGCCUUCUCAUGGUUUGAGGCUGCUGCCUGACAGAGCUGUGGGGCUCAGAAGGUGCAGGAGCAUUCCCUGCUCCUCAUUCCUGGGCUGUUCCACGUUAUUGCCAUGGAAUUGCUGGCAUCACUGUGGAUUAACAGAAUUACGUUUGAAGACAUUUUGCUUCCUUGCUUGAAGUCCUUUAUUGGCUGAGGAAUUCCAGGGUGUUUCUUUAUUAAAAGCUGAUGGGUUUUGUAACUUUUUUUACUAAAUGUCAUGUUGAGAGUGAGAGACCCCUUUUCUAGGUCUGUAACCCUCCAGUUUACAAAGGGAAAAAUACUGUCAUUAAAAAACUGAGCUUACUGAAACAGGGAAAUGGAAGCACUAAAUGUUUUGUUUAUCAUCAAAUACAGUUGCAGUAGCUGUACCAACCCUCUGGCAUUCAGUGUCUCCUGCACUAUUUGAAUUUUGUGGGUGAAAUAUUAUUGUACUUACAAUUGUGUUGAAUGCAUUCAGCGUUGAUAAAGAGUUAAUUAAAAGGAAUAAAUUCUUUAUAUAUAAUAAUUAUAUAUUA
Molecule: messenger RNA, 2871 nt
Organism: Zonotrichia albicollis (white-throated sparrow)
Lineage: Eukaryota; Metazoa; Chordata; Aves; Passeriformes; Passerellidae
Source: RefSeq, a predicted model, not a curated record